Molecule: messenger RNA, 333 nt
Organism: Nyctereutes procyonoides (raccoon dog)
Lineage: Eukaryota; Metazoa; Chordata; Mammalia; Carnivora; Canidae
Product: 40S ribosomal protein S24-like
Exons: 1
Coding region: 1-333 (110 amino acids)
Biological process (GO): translation
Cellular component (GO): ribosome
Molecular function (GO): structural constituent of ribosome
Source: RefSeq, a predicted model, not a curated record
AUGAACGACACUGUAACUAUCCGGACCAGGAAGUUCAUGACCAUCCGACUGCUUCAGGGGAAACAGAUGAUCAUUGCUGUUCUUCACCCCUGGAAGGCAAUAGUACCUAAGCAAGAAAUUCGGGAAAAACCAGCCGAAACGUACAAGACCACACCAGAUGUCAUAUUUGGAUUUGGAUUCAGAACCCAUUAUGCUGGUGGCAAGAUAAAUGACUUUGGCAUGACUUAUGAUUCCUUGGAUUAUGCAAAGAAAAAUGAACCCAAACGUAGACUUGCAAGACAUGGCCUGUAUAAGAAGAAAAAGACUUCAAGAAAACCGCAAAGAACGCAGUAA